This is a messenger RNA of Trichophyton benhamiae CBS 112371, 1014 nucleotides long. RefSeq lists its product as uncharacterized. The transcript is spliced from 2 exons. The record is from RefSeq and is a predicted model, not a curated record. Gene Ontology annotation, molecular function: protein binding. NCBI's taxonomy places the organism in Eukaryota, Fungi, Ascomycota, Eurotiomycetes, Onygenales, Arthrodermataceae. The coding region runs from base 1 to 1014 and encodes 337 amino acids.
AUGCCCGCACCACACCCCUAUACGAAGCUCAAGAUCCCCGAAAACGCGCCUUUUGAACUGAAGCCUUCUCCUGGAAAAGGAUGGGGUAUCUUCGCGAAGAGAGACAUCAAGAAGGGAGACCUGGUCCUCAGCGAGAAGCCCCUUUUUAUGGUCAAGUCAUCUACGUACAGAACCACUGAGCUGGCCGUCCUCGCAGCAUUCCAGAAGCUGAAGCCAGAGGAUAAGCAGCAGUUCUUGUGCCUGCGUGACAACGGCUCCGCGAGAUAUCCUAGCAUGACCCAUGCCUUCAUUGACAACAACAUGACCGUCUCCAGAAUUAUGACAGCCAGACCCGGCGAAUACCCAGUCUGCGGCAUGUUCAUCCUGCAGCCGAGAUUCAAUCACUCGUGCAUUGCCAACUGCAAAGCUCCCUUCAACGGAAAGGAGGCCAUUUCCACCUAUGCAAUCCGGGACAUCACUGCUGGCGAGGAGCUCACUCUCAGCUACGACGCCAGAGUCACCUUUCACCCGCCACAGGAGCGCCAUGCGUCUCUAGGUUUCGUAUGCGAUUGUCCUGCGUGUGAUAUCGGGACGCCCUUCCAGGAGCUCAGCCAGAUCCGACGGACGCUCAUCCGGGGCCUGAUGUAUCUCCAGGACGGCGAAGACAUGGACAAAAGACGGCACCCCCCCUCGUGCUCAAUCAUUAUCUGUCCGAAGCUGAAGAAGAGGGCCGAAGAGGGCCAACUCGGCCUCACAUCCCAGUUCAUCUACCAGAUCCUGUUGCUUUUUCUGCUGGAGGAAGAAGGCCUGCUCGACUCCUUCACGCUGAAGGCCCUCCGCAAGAAGCUUGAGGCCACUGCCCGGCUCUUCCAGACAGAGAGAAACGCUCGCAUUGUCCGCCUGGCCAUGAGACGCAAGACCUGGCUGAGGAAGUUCGUGACGGCCGGGAGGCUGUACGGCCGCGAAGACGCCGGCGAUUUGCUUGCGUUCAUGUACCAGAGAGAUCCCAGCCGCUAUCCAGCCAUAUUCAUGUAA